This is a messenger RNA of Carassius auratus (goldfish), 5605 nucleotides long. Its product is annotated as rho GTPase-activating protein SYDE1-like. Gene Ontology annotation, cellular component: synaptic membrane. Gene Ontology annotation, molecular function: GTPase activator activity. The coding region runs from base 304 to 3174 and encodes 956 amino acids. Gene Ontology annotation, biological process: regulation of Ras protein signal transduction; signal transduction; cell migration. The record is from RefSeq and is a predicted model, not a curated record. NCBI's taxonomy places the organism in Eukaryota, Metazoa, Chordata, Actinopteri, Cypriniformes, Cyprinidae. The transcript has 8 exons.
GCGUGUGUGUGUUCUAGUGGCGACAGAAAACCCACAUAGCAAGAACACGAUAGAUGAAGAUAUUAGGCCUUGUUCCUGUUCUAGAACUGUUUAUUUUCGCAGUAACUCUGCAGUGAACUACAUGUCCCGUGAUGCCUCGCGGUGCGCGUGACCGUCUCCCAGCAGUGGAAUGCGCGGAAUGUGUUUCCUGUGUUUGGCUCCAUCAUGAGCUCAGUCUCCGCGCUGCUCUGCUCUGCUCCGUGUGUUUCGGCGGAGCCUCCGUCGUCCGGUCCCGUGAAUGAGCGGCUCUGAGAGGCUUCAGUGAUGGCGGAGCCGCUGCUCAGACGAACCUUCUCCAAACUCCGCGCUAAAGAACGAUUCCGCCGCAAGACGGACCCCAAACUCACCGAAGUGACAGGGAAGGUGGAAAAUUUCCAAAGUUCUUCAUCGACUGCAUCCACCUCAGGACGUGCUGAGACGGAGAGCUCCAUCGUGGAGGAGUGUACCAGACGCUCCCAGAUCACCGUCUCCAAAAAACAGAACUGGGCCAAACUUCCCUCUACGAGCAGAGACCCAGCCAGCACAGAUCUGUGUACGAGCCUGGUCUACGGGCCACAGGACUGGGACUUGUGCUCCGGAAAGGCUGAGGACUCAAAACAGGCCUGGAGCCAAAUGACUUUAAGUGAGGAUGAUGGUUUGAAGUGGAAGCAGAAAGAUCUGGAAUUGGAGAUUGGUUAUUCCAGGCCACCAUGUGACUCAGAUGCCGGUUUACCGGAGUUGACGCCUGGCUGUAUGGAUGUGUGUGACUCUUCUAGCUCAGCGAAGAUCUCUGGGCAAGGCGCCUACCUCCAGCACCUGGACAGAAGUAGUCGAGCCUGGGUACUGUCCACAGGAAAGCCCCAGGCAUCAGAUGAAGUCCUCCCAACCAGAAACACAGAGUUACGGCAUGGCCCAGACAGAGAUGGAAACAUUUGGUACAACCCCAUUCCUGAAGAAGAUGACUCAAGGGCCACUAGAGGAACGGCUCAGGAAACAUAUGGAGAUCCUUGGAGAAAGAGAAAAACUGAGGAGAAAAGAGACCAGAAACAAUCAGGGGGUUUGACUCCCACCGGCCUCCAUCAAGUGAAAGAGACUCAAACUGAAGCCGACGUCAUCAGGGCGGAUAGUUCGGAUCUGGUUGUGCUACAGUCAGACUGUAUUAGCUCUGCUAGUGGUGUGAACUCUGACAGUCCUGGGGUGCCAAAGAAAAGCCCGGGAGAGGGUGCGAUUGACAAGAUCAAGUCUCCAGGAACAGUGCGGCGACUUUCUAUGAAGAUGCGGAAACUCCCGGAGCUUAGACGGAAGCUUAGCCUACGCUCGUCCCGUAAUCAGCGUAACGGACAAGGGAACGCCAGCAGUGCACCCGGAGCAUCCGAUGAUUCUUCACCACCAAAUGCACGCAAGGAAUCGUCCAGCGUCAUCAGCAAGUACCACCUGGACUCCAGUGCACCCGAAAGGCCAAGGCGUCGAUCCUCUCGAAUGGGUUCUGCCAGUAAGGGAGGAUAUCUUAGCGAUGGAGACUCACCUGAACUCUUGCCCAAGCAGGGCGUGGGGUCACCACACAGUGGACCACAGGAUUCCCUCGCUGUGGCAGACGCAGAGUCGUUCCGCUUGUACUCGCUGGCGGAUCAGCCUCGCUGUGCUCAGAGACUUUCAGGGCUGCUCACGGUGCAUCUGCUGGGCAUCGACGAGCUGCUACGAUCCCCUCGGAACGACGCUACUAAAGAAGUCUUCUGUGCCAUUCAAGUGGAUGGGGUGACCCGGGCUCGAACAUCGCUUCUCACCUGUCGAGGGGCGAGUCUCCCAUUAAACCACACCUUUAACCUGGAGCUCGAGAGGGCGCGGCUGCUCAAACUGGUCAUCUCGACACCAACGAACGCCAGCGCUAACAACGACGCUGCGGUGCCAGCCGCUCCAGCACGUAGCCGGGUGUGCUGUUUGGGUGCUGUGGCUAUACCGCCCCUCUUCAAGGCGUCUCGCAGUCAGCAGCUGUGUGUCCGUCUGGAGCCUCGCGGAUUGCUGUAUGUGAAGUUGACCCUUCUGGAGCACUUCGUGACCCCGUUCCCCCGCCUCAGUGACCUGCCUCCUCCUAAUGUGUUUGGGGUGGAGCUGCGCCACCUGGUGGAGAAGGAGGCGUCUGCGCUCCGAGUGCCUCUGAUCAUUCAGAAGUGUGUUUCUGAGAUCGAGAGGAGAGGACUGAGGGGCGUGGGAUUGUAUCGUCUCUGUGGCUCGGCGGCGGUGAAGAAGGAAUUGCGGGAUGCGUUCGAGAGGGACAGUGCAGCGGUUACCUUAAACGACGAGCUCUAUCCCGACGUCAACGUCAUUACGGGCAUUCUGAAGGACUUCCUGCGAGAGCUGCCGUCUCCUCUCAUCACCCGGACGCUGUAUGAAGUGGUGUUAGAAGCGAUGAUGGUUCGACCGGUCUGUAGAAACACCAGAGACGCUCCGAGAUCCCCGAACACCGUCUCACUGCUGCAGUGUCUUCCUGAAGCAGAGCGGGCGACUCUGUCCUUCCUGCUGGAUCAUCUGAGUCUGGUGGCGUCUUACAGCGACAGCAACAGAAUGACGUGUCAGAAUCUGGCCGUGUGUUUCGGGCCGGUCCUCCUGACGCCCACACAGGAGUCGUGGCACGCCGGGAUGACGGGCCCUGGAUCAGGGGCCCUGGCAGGGUCUGGGGCCGGUCGAGGAGGCCGUAGUUUUGCUCACAGUGAAGAGAUCGCCAGCGCUGUGGACUUUAAACGACACAUCGAGGCUCUACACUACCUCCUGCAGCUCUGGCCUGUACCCAAAGGACGAGUGACGGAUGAUUCUCUGGCUUCCCAGAGUUCCUUGCAGGUGGUGGUUUCCCGCAGGGGGCGUGGCCGGAUGGAGAGCCCGCCCUGUAACCGCUACGCCGGAGAUUGGAGCGUCUGUGGGCGGGACUUCCUGUCGAACGACGAGGCGGAUUACGACGAGGUGGCGGGCAGCGAGAGCGACGAUGACAUGGAGGAGCCGAAGAAGAGGGAUGUGUGGACGUCUCCCGAGGGUUUGUACGUGGACGAGUUUGCGCUCGACUUUGACGCUCCGUUCACGUGCAGACUGAGUCUGAAAGACUUCGACACGCUGAUUUCAGACUUGGAGAGAGAGUUAGCCAAACAAAUCAACAUCUGCCUCUGAAGCAGGAAUGAAUGUGUAUGUUCCUUAUUUUGACAGACGGAUGCGUUUUAAUACGCAGUGUGAAGGUAAAAAUAGAGCAAACGCUUCUCGAGAGGCAUGCGUUCGUGACAUAAACGACAAUAAACAUGAAAAGAAACACCAUGUUUUCUGGAAAAUAAGUCACACCGGGGUGAAAUUCGUUGAGAGAAAAGCAAUAUUUGAGUAUUAAGUCAAAUUUUAUUAUUGCAUUCAGAAAAAAAAGUAAAAUAACAAUAAUUGAAAUGUUUACAAAUAUACAUAAACACUAUAAACCAUCUCACUUUGCAACAAAUCAGUUAAAUGUAACAUUAUUCAGAACAGAACUGGAAUGGGAAUAUAAGUAUAAAACAAACCUAAAUUACAGUCAUUCAUCAUAAACAACAUUUAUUUUAAAUGCCACGCCUAAACGAAAUGAUUUAAUGUGUAGGAAAUGUACUAUAUAAAUAAGCUUCAGCUCACAUAUCUUGUUUUGCAAUCUUGAUUAAAUAAUGCAAUUAAUAGAAGUCUAUGGAAGCUUUUUUAUUUAAAAAGGUAAUUGUGAUUUAUUUUUUUAUUUUUUUCAGAAUAUAAAAACUCUGUAUAUAAAAAAUGCAGAAUGGCAGAAUUUUUUACUUUUUUUUUUUACGUGAUCAUGAGAACAGAGUUGCAAAUAGUUUUGUUUUUCCUUAGAAUUUCAGAAUUGUGAGAUGAAAAGUUGCAGUUACCUUUUUUAUGUCAUUCCGGAAAACAAAACAAAAUAAAAAUUGCGUGCGAUGUAAACUCAGAAUUGCACAAAAAAAAAAGUCAGAAUUGUGAUAAAAGUUGCAAUUGCCUGUUGUAUCUUAUUAAUCUUUGGCAGAAACAAACAUAUCUAUAAAGGUCGCAGCACAUUUCAGAAGAGAAAAAUGUGACUUAUAUUCCAGAAAAUGUAUGGGGUGUAUAUAUAUUUUUGUCAUGCAAAACAUGUGUUUUCAUUGUUGGGUAUUUGUGGCCAAUCCCAGCGUUUAUGGUGCAUUUUGUGACACAUGAGAACAUUUGAUAGCAGCUACUGUAACAUAAUAUCAACAAGCACAAAAACUCUUUUUCUUCAUUGUUCUUCUGUAGAGGAGACACAUAUUGAUUAUUCCAAGUGUAUAAUGCAUUGUAACGCAGUAUAAACACUAGCUGUUAAUGCUGAAGGCUUCGUUUGUGUGAAGUUUCUCUUAUUUAAAGCUCUGUGUACGACUCUUGUUCCAGAAGGCAGGUUUGUGACGACCAGCUGUGUUUGGGCCAAGGUUUCAUCACUCUUUCCAGCAGCGUUUCUCCGCCAGACUCUUUCUAAAGCGCUUUUCUGACCAGCCUUCGUUUUACUCUGCAGAAAAGCUUCGUUUUUUUCUCUGUCUAAUGUUUAACGGUGAACGUAUUUAUUACAUUCCCUUGAGAUCACGUUAUAGGAGCGUUCUGGGUUUGAUGCAACUUGACAGCAUUUGUGACAUAAUGUUGAUUUGAGUUUGAGAAGCCAAAGACAAUAUUCGACUUAACGGAGCUUCAGUAAUUGAUGUUAUUUAAAGGUUAAGCAUGUCAUUUCUUUCACUAAUGGAAAAGAAAUGUCAGCUUUUCCUAAACACUCCUCCUGUCUGUUAUUGGUCUGUCAGUCAGAUAGCUCCGCCCUAAACUCUCGUGAUUGCAUGAGUCAGAUGUCACUCAAACAGAGUGUCACAAUGUGGCAUUAAACACAGCAUUUGAACUAAUAACCAAAAAUAUUUUUAACUUGUACUGAACCCAGAACACAUUCAUUUAAAGCUGAUUUUAUGUUUGAGAUGCAAGUAGACAAUCAGUUAAACGAAAGCUUGGCCAGAGACGUUUAAUAUAGUGUUCAUUUUGACUGAAUUUGCACAGUUUAUUAUACCAAAAUGUUUAUAUUCAGGUUUGUAUUUUCCAAUUCAGACGCUAAAAUGACACGAUGCAUCAGGACAUGCACACGAGGAAGUGUGCUCUCAUGUUUUAUAACCUGUAUUGUCAAGCCAAAGACUUGUGAUGAUUAUUGCACUUCUGCGUCUAGUUUUCUGGAUUGUGCUUGUGCUGCUCUUGCUGAUUUGAGAUCAGUCUGUUACUGAGAGCAGCUCUAUGUUUCAUAUCUGAGCGCGGUACACAUAAUCUGAACUGUGAUUUGAUUCUAAAAGCCACAAAUGGAAUAGAAAUGCCAUGACUGAGCUCACCAGCUCCUUGUGCAAACCCUUUGACACGUUUUAUUGGAAUUCAGUUUUGUUUAGUUGUAUAAACAGUAUUAUUAUAAUCUAUUAAUGCACCUGUAACAUUCAGCACUUCUGUCUGUGCUCAUGCAUAGCUAUAAACCACAGUGAUACACACACACACACACACACACACACACGUGUGUGGAUGAGAUGUACCAUUCAGUGUUAUGUUAAAGAAAUAAAGCAGUGUUAUGUUUCUA